Talaromyces stipitatus ATCC 10500 is the source of this 417-nucleotide messenger RNA. RefSeq lists its product as uncharacterized. The record is from RefSeq and is a predicted model, not a curated record. Lineage: Eukaryota; Fungi; Ascomycota; Eurotiomycetes; Eurotiales; Trichocomaceae. The coding region runs from base 1 to 417 and encodes 138 amino acids. The transcript has 2 exons.
AUGGGUCUCAUUAAAUCUGCACUCUUAGUCGGCGGUGGCAUCUAUGCUGUAAAGGCUGUUACCAAGAGCCACCACGAGAAGAAAAAGGAGAAACAAAAGAACCAGAACAACAUCCAAGACAUGUACCCUCCUCCACAUCAACAGCAGCAUUACUACCAACCGCAAUAUCACCAGCAAUAUCAGCAACAACAAAGAGUGGGCCAAGGAGAGGGCUACGACUAUACCAAAAGUCGCGAAGGGUCAAAUAUCAUGCAAGACUAUGGCCAUAUCAACGGUCAACCUCGAGGACAAUUUUCGCCGCCAUCAUGGGCUCACCCUGAGUCUUCGCAGUCCCAGUAUCGGAACUAUGCCGAUGGACCACUCAUUGACGGACCACCAGCGUAUGCUGCGUACGAUGAAAAGAAAAGAUUGGAUUAA